Sinocyclocheilus grahami is the source of this 1635-nucleotide messenger RNA. RefSeq names its product AP-5 complex subunit beta-1-like. Lineage: Eukaryota; Metazoa; Chordata; Actinopteri; Cypriniformes; Cyprinidae. Gene Ontology annotation, cellular component: AP-type membrane coat adaptor complex; lysosomal membrane. The transcript has a single exon. Gene Ontology annotation, biological process: endosomal transport. The annotation marks the transcript as partial. The record is from RefSeq and is a predicted model, not a curated record.
GGUAGCAGAGAAGUGGUGGUGACCUCUUUCAGAGCGUUGUUCAUUUUUCUCAUGCACUUCAGUGGCAUGGAAGAACUCUCCGAGAAGGUGAUCGACAAAUUAUGCGACAUGUAUUCCAGACAUUCGCGACUCGCUCCGAAUUUGAUUGGCCUCGUGAAUCGCAUCCAGGAGCAUCUGGAUGACCCAGUCUGGUCGGUGAAGUUGUUGAUAGGGCUUCAGAAAUGCAUUAUGGAAAUGCCUCCACCGCAGUUGACGAUUCAUAAUUUGAGUUGGCACUUGAAAGUCUUGAAAAGAGUGGCUAAAGAGGGUCAGAUUACCCAGAGAAACACCAUUUACCUCCUUCUCAAUAUUCUCAUCAACUCCAACUUGUGUGAAAGAGGCAACUGGCAGGUUGGAAACGCAGUUCUCGCUGUUUGUCGCAAUCUUUUGGAGCAUCCCUCCAUUGAUCAAGUGUUUAUUGAGUUGGCCGACCUUUUGCAAUACAUAUCGGUACAUUAUGAUGGCAUGGACAUUAAGGAUCACGCUCGCUUUUACUACACAUUACUAACCAACCUUUCGUGGGAAAAGCGGACCGGGGUUCUCGCCAAAGGACUUGAUGGAGGACGUGCCAAAGAGCGGUCGCAUUCUGCAAUUAUGGCUGAAAGUGAGGGGAUCGCCAGUAACCUGACUGUGCACAAAACUAACCGGCAUGUUUUACAACUCAUCAAGGUGCAAGAAAAAGCCUCACAAAGGUCUUCGGAACGUUCAGAGUUGUUGGAGACAACGGGAGAGGCUGAGAAUUGGUUGGAGGUUUAUCAAGGACAGUUUCAGACACCUGGAUUUGGCUCCGAGGUCACCUUGAGAUACAAUCUGACUCAUGCAAAAGACACGGAUCCUUUAUUCGAUAAAGUCUUUACAAUUUGUCUGCAUUUUGAGCUGAAAGACUCAAAUUACGCAAAGGUAAAUGACAUACAUGUACCAUGCGUGUUCAGCGAUAGAAAGCCACCUGUGGUCAUAGUUAAGCUCAAGCCCUUUCAACCCUACCCUACUACUUUAUGUGUCAGUGCCAUUUUUACCACCCAAGAUGGACGUUCUUGGCACAGCCGACUGCCUGAUGUGAGCGUUUCAUUCCCUGAGAUAUUCCUUCCUCUGCCUUUACCGCCAAACACGUCCUGUGAAUGCAAAGAGCAAGUGUUCGACCACAUUUGGGAGGCCGCAGCCUCUGGGAAUCCUGACAAAUCUGCCAUUAGUCUUUUCUGUUUCAAAACUGCAGAUGAAAGUCUUGCUGAUCUCAUCAAGACACAUUUUCAGGGUUACCUUAUUACAGAUCAGCAGAGCAAAAGAUCAUGGAAAGUCUUGUUCUUUCUUCCACCCAUGUGCCAUGUCCUUUUGAAGAUUACACAGACUGAAGAUGCCAUUCAGGUCAGCAUUGCAACAGACAACUGGGAGCUGUUACCCUUUGUGAACUCUUACCUCCAAAACAUUACUGAUCAUUGUAGCACAACAGUAACAGAUGGCUAAAUGGAUGUAUUUCAGGUGUUAAUUUACAUAGUUGAUUUUAACCAAUACAAUUUUUUUUUUACUUCCUUUUUUGAUAUAACACCAGUCGUGUCUGUAUAUAAAAUCUCGGACUAAUGUGUUUAAUAAAAUAUAUAU